AUGGCGAUGCAACUCGACGCCGAUAAAAUGCAGCUCAUCCAGGAGCUGGAGAUUGAAAUGAUGGCCGACUUGUACACCCGACUCACACAGACCUGCUACAAAAAAUGCAUUGCACCUGCCUACUCUGAGAGUGAACUUGUAAAAGGGGAAGCAGUCUGCCUGGACCGCUGCGUCGCUAAAUUUCUCGACAUCCACGAGCGGAUAGGCAAGAAACUGGGCCAAAUGACCGCCCAGGAUCAAGAAGCAAUGCUUAAGAAAUAAUUUAGUUAUAUCACAGCAGUCUAUGUAUAUGUAGUAUUGUUAAUAUUGAUUUGUUUAAAUAUUUGGGGGACCUGACUAUAUACGACUAAAUAUUUAAUCGAAAAUUAUAAACUCGUUAAUUUUGCA
This is a messenger RNA of Dalotia coriaria, 387 nucleotides long. It is a transcript of the gene Tim10, whose product is annotated as translocase of inner membrane 10. Lineage: Eukaryota; Metazoa; Arthropoda; Insecta; Coleoptera; Staphylinidae. Gene Ontology annotation, biological process: protein insertion into mitochondrial inner membrane. The record is from RefSeq and is a predicted model, not a curated record. The transcript has a single exon. Bases 1 to 261 code for a protein of 86 amino acids. Gene Ontology annotation, cellular component: mitochondrial inner membrane.